AGGAGGAGCCUCAGUGGAGGAAGUGGCUCCACAGAUUGGAUGCGUGUGUGUGUGUGUUGAGCAGUUACCUCCAUAGUGAGUGUCGCUAACCACUGGAUCGUGAAACGAGAAACAAAAUACAUCCUCAGGAGGGAACCACGCGCGAACUCGCCCUCGAGGAGUUGAAGAUUAGUUUUUUUUUUCUUUUUUAAUGUUCUUCGGUACAGGUUGAAAGCGGUGCAGCCGGUCCAGAAGCGAGCAUUAUGCAUUCAGACUGCAGGCUGCUAUGGGCAGAGCGGUAAUGGUGGGCAGGGGACCGACAGGGGCCGGGGUCCUCGUCCUGUCGAUUCUCAUCAUUCUCACCAAGGAGGGCUGUCGAGCGCAGAAAGGUGAUGGCUGUGGCCCCAGUGUGCUUGGCCCCAGCAGUGGGACUCUGUCCUCUCUGGGUUACCCAGGGACAUACCCAAAUGACACGGUGUGUGAGUGGGAGAUCAGUGUGCCUCGCGGCAACAGGAUCUACUUUCGCUUUGCUGAGCUGGAUAUAGAAGACAGCGACUGUCAGGUCAACUACCUCCGCCUCUACAAUGGCGUUGGACCCGAGAGGAGUGAGAUUGUCAAGUACUGCGGUUUGGGUCUGAAGAUUAAAGAGCUUAUCGAGUCCACUGGCAACCAGGUCACGGUCCAGUUCAUGAGUGGGACCCACACCACAGGACGUGGAUUCUACCUGUCCUACUCCACCACUGAACACACAGAUCUAAUCACCUGCCUGGACAAAGGAACUGACUUUCCGGAGGCAGAGUUCAGUAAAUUCUGUCCAGCGGGCUGCUUGACAUCUACCGAGGAGAUUUCUGGAACUAUCCCUAAUGGAUACCGAGAGUCCUCUCCUCUGUGUGUGGCAGCCAUCCAUGCAGGUGUAGUGUCCAACGCUGUUGGAGGGAGGAUCAACGUGGUCAGCAGCAAAGGCAUCCCUCACUAUGAGGGCACACUGGCUAACAAUGUCACUUCCACUGGAGGAACUUUGUCAAACAGUCUCUUCACCUUCAGGACCAAUGGCUGCUAUGGAACUCUGGGAUUAGAGUCCGGCGGUGUUGCAGACACUCAGCUCUCUGCUUCGUCUGAGUGGGAAUGGAACAACAUCAUUGGUCAACACAGUGUGUGGGCGUCAUCAGGGGCACGGCUAAAAAAGGAGGGGCUGCCUUGGGCGCCUUCUCAGAGUGACCAGAAGCAGUGGCUGCAGGUCGAUCUGAAGAGGGAGAAGAGGAUCACAGGCAUCACCACCACCGGUUCUACCCUGAGAGAGUACCAGUACUAUCUUUCAGCGUACCGGGUCCUGUACAGUCAUGAUGGCCAGCAGUGGUACAGCUACAGGGAAGCCAAUUCUACACAAGACAAGAUUUUCCAAGGCAACAUCAACUACCUGCAUGAGGUGAGGAAUAACUUCAUUCCUCCUAUCGAGGCCCGGUUUGUGAGGAUAAAUCCAACCUCAUGGCACCAGAGAAUUGCGCUCAAGUUGGAGCUCCUUGGCUGCCAACUUCAUACAGUGAGGCAGAGGCCGGAACCGAGGGCCCCCUCUCGUCGCACUCCACCUCCUGCCGGUACAAAACGCCCACCUCAGCUUGGCCAGACCACACACACCCCAGACAUCAGAAACACCACUAUGCCUCCUCACACAGGCAAAGAUGUGGCACUUGCAGCAGUUCUGGUGCCCGUGUUGGUCAUGGUUCUGACUGCUCUCAUCUUGAUUGUGGUUUGCGCUUGGCACUGGAGGAACAGAAAGAAGAGCUCUGAAGGAAUGUACGAUCUUCCUCACUGGGAUCGCACAGGUAGGUCAUCGCUCUGCAGGAUGGGUUUAUUGGUUCUGUUUGAGGGGUUUCUAGUUACAGCUCAUUGUGAAUUUGCUGCAGACUGGUGGAAAAGCAUGAAGCAACUGCUGCCAUCCAAGAUGGUGGAGACCGAGGAUUCAGUUCGGUACAGCAGCAGUGAGGUGGGCCGGCUAACAGGGAGAGGUGCUGUACCCAGACUACAUGCUGAACCUGCAGAGUACGCCCAGCCCCUGGUGAGUGGUGUUACAACAUUAGGUCCACGAUCAACCUUUAAACCAGACGAGGGGCCUGACCCAGGAUACACAGAUCCUGACCUGUACGACGCCCCCAUCUCACCAGAUGUAUACCACGCCUAUGCAGAACCCCUGCCAGCUUCAGGAGCUGAAUAUGCUACACCCAUUGUGGUCGAUAUGGGUUGCCACCCAUCGGGGGGCUCCUCUUUGAACCAGCCCUCCACAGUGUGUAGUUUCAUGGGUGCCGGGCCCUCCUCCCUGCUCACACGGACAGACAGUGGCCACUCAGGGAGGUCGGCGUAUGAUACGCCCAAAAAUGCCACUGGACAGGCCACACCCACUGAGGACCUGACCUAUCAGGUGCCUCAGAGUAGCACUCAGAAGCCAACGGAACACAGCUAAAGAGCAGAGUCGGGAUGCACAUGGCUUUUAAUCCGCCCCUCACUGCCAACGCAACCUUGACAGGCAAAGAGGGUUGAUAGAGGAGGAGGUGUGAACCUGUGAGCCCUUGAGUCUGGGCUCGAGUCUUGAAUGAACACUACCUUAGCUUUAGAUUCAUCUGGAGAUGUCUGUAUUGCCUAAUUGUUUCUGCAUGGCCACAAUCUGCUUGUGUAGUGCCAUUACAGUCCUAUCACUGAAACCACAAAGAUGAAUGUGCUUGUGCCAGACGUGAGAGUCGGAGAUGGAUGGAUGGAUUGACGGAGGAUGAAAAAGGAGAGAGCUGACUACUAUUUGAUAAAAAGACUUUGUCCCUGUCCUGUGAUUCUUGGUAGUUCUUGCAUUCUGUGAAACUGUGAUUUCCAUUAUUCCAUUAUUAUUCUGUUACAUACUGAACCAGGUUCAACUGAAAUGUACAUGAUGAUUUACAUUCUACAAAUCUGAGGGUUAUUUUAUUGAAUUGAUCGCAUGUUGCAUUAAGUAGCCUGCACCCAAGGUCAAAAGAAUUCCUCCUUUCUUGAGAAACUCUAGUUUUCCACGGUACGUUUUGUCUUACCUUGUUUAAAAGCAUGACUUGAAAUUGUGUAUAGUUCUAGUAAUUCCAUCACUGCAAACCUGUUAAAUUCUCAAAUGAUUUACUGAUAUUUAUUUUUUAUUUCACAUCCUGCUGACAAGGAAAUACUCUUUUUAAGAAAUUGCCCACCACCGCCCUCAUAGAUUACAGAUCACAGACGUGCGUGGUUGCACUGUUGUAAUGGGAACACUGUUGUGUCACAACAAACGUUGACAACUUGUUAGUGACUGAUGAACCCUGUCGGAGAUGUUUGUUUGUAUGUGAACUUGAAAAGGCUGAUCGGUAGAGGAUCGAUCCAAAGAGAAAAUACUUCUUGUAAUAUUGAAGACCAAAUGUUGCCUUUUCUGAUUAUGCAAUGUUGAUUCACAACAGGUCCAACGUUCACGAUUGUGCCAACAUCACAAGUUUAGCCAAAUACACCUUAAAGCAGUCUUAAUGUAAGAAGUAAAGCAUCAUUUGUAAAGGCCUAGUGGGCCUAGCAAAAAGGUACAGAGAAAAUGGGUAAAUCUGUUACAGCUGAUAGUUUCAUAGAAACACCCUCUGGUGUCUGAGCUUCCUGUAUGUUUGUCCUGAACUUUUUUUUUGGUUUUACUUGCAUCAUGUUGAUUGUCUCGUGUUGAAAUGGGUGUUUGAUCUGUCGUAAUUGGGUGUGACUUGUUACUUUCUUGUGUCUGUGUUUUUUUUGGGUUUUUUUGGACUGGUUAUGAUAUGGCUUAUAGUCGUUGUAGGACAUGUUUGUCUGUAGCACCGGUGGUAAUUAAAAAGUCCACAGUAGACUGCA
Molecule: messenger RNA, 3828 nt
Organism: Thunnus maccoyii (southern bluefin tuna)
Lineage: Eukaryota; Metazoa; Chordata; Actinopteri; Scombriformes; Scombridae
Gene: dcbld2
Product: discoidin, CUB and LCCL domain containing 2
Exons: 14
Coding region: 266-2437 (723 amino acids)
Source: RefSeq, a predicted model, not a curated record